GGACCGGCGUUGAUUGGGUGUGUUCUUCAGACUCGACAACAAUACUUGCGGAAGACUGGCGAGCUUCACUAUGGCCGUCUAGAACUCCGCCUGCGCUCGUCGCCAAUACAGACCGUUCCUGGCUACCUGUCUAGCCGUCUACGAUAUCACAUCGCACGAUCACCCCUCUUGAAACAACCCGACAGGUGUUGAGAGAUUGUUGGGAUUGAAGAUUCCGGUCGAGACCGCCAUUCCGUCAUGGCUACCGCAUACCCUGAUGAAAUCCAGGCUUCACCUGAGGCGGCCUCGCCCGUGAGCCCGUCUUCUUCAACCGGCCAGAUUCCUUUGGAACAACCGCCCAAACUCAAGGGACGUCAUAAGUUGUUGCAGAGUCUUCAACGCAUCUCGUCCAGUCCUAGUUUGACCCGACGGGGCCGAUCCCAUUCUACGGGAUAUCGCCGGGAUGGGAAGGCAUCUUUGUCGUGUGUAUCGCUCUCGCAGUCCGCAUAUACCCCGUGUCUGGGCAAUGGAAGCACUUCCCAGCUCUACGGGGGAUUGAACGCCCGUCCGAUAACCCCCGGCUCUGGCUUUCCGGCAGAUCAUGAUGGGAAUGCCCGAAUCCGCCUUGUCGGCUCCGAUUCCCCCAAUGCCGCCCACUCGCGCACCGUUCCCCUGCCUACCGACUUGCGUCCGGGAUCUCGCGGCUCCCCGUUGGGGAUGGACGCGGUUGACGAAGCUGCCACGGCACGGUCGACCCCGAAGCCCAAGCGAGUCUUUGAUUUCUGGGGGAAUAUGCCCGAUGAGCUGAAGAUGCGGAUCUUUCAGUUUCUGAGUCCGAAGGAGAUUGUCCGUUGCUCUGCCGUCUCCAAGGCAUGGAACAAAAUGUGUUAUGAUGGACAGCUGUGGACCGAGGUUGACACCACAGACUACUACCGCGAUAUCCCGAGCGAUGGUCUUGUGAAGCUCAUCACAGCCGGCGGACCGUUUGUUCGCGAGCUCAAUCUUCGCGGAUGUAUCCAAUUGAAGGACAAAUGGCAAACCGAGGGGGAUCGCAUCACCGACCUGUGCCGGAAUCUGGUCAACUUUUCGCUGGAGGGAUGUCGCAUUGACAAAUCUUCUAUUCACUACUUCCUUUUGCGAAAUCCCCGUCUUCAGUACGUCAAUCUCUCCGGAUUGUCGUCGGUCAGCAACUCGGCCAUGAAGAUCAUCGCACAGUCCUGUCCCCAGCUCGAAAUGUUGAAUGUAUCCUGGUGCACCGGCAUCGAUACCUCGGGACUAAAGAAGAUCGUCAGAGCUUGUAAAAAGUUGAAGGAUCUCCGCGCGAGUGAAAUCCGUGGGUUUGAUGACGUCGAAUUUGCUGUAGACGUGUACGAGCGAAAUACUCUUGAACGCCUGAUCAUGAGCCGCACCGAUCUAACUGACGACUGCCUUAAGGCGCUUAUGCAUGGCAUUGACCCGGAAAUGGAUCUCCUUGAGGAACGGCCGAUUGUCCCUCCUCGGCGAUUGAAACACUUGGACAUUCACCAGUGCCCGGACUUGACGGACGAUGGGGUGAAGAGUCUCGCCCACAAUGUGCCAGAACUCCAAGGCUUGCAACUUUCACAAUGCUCUGAGCUUACCGACGAAUCCGUGAUGGCGGUCAUCCGAACCACGCCUCACCUGACGCAUCUCGACCUGGAAGAUAUGGAGAGACUGUCGAACAACACGCUUAUCGAGCUGGCCAAGUCCCCGUGUGCGGCGCGCCUGGAACAUCUGAACAUCAGUUAUUGCGAGAACAUUGGAGACAUUGGAACCUUGCAGAUCAUGAAGAAUUGUCCCUCGCUUCGCUCCGUGGAAAUGGACAACACACGCGUAUCCGACUUGACUUUGAUGGAGGCCAGCUUCCGUGUGCGCCGACGCGGUUACGACGAGAACCUUCCUCGGAUCGGCCUGCGUCUGGUCGUCUUUGACUGCGCCAACGUGACCUGGGCUGGUGUCAAGGAGGUCCUUUCUAGCAACGCGUAUCUUCCGCGCGCCACUCGCAAGUCAAUGCAGGCUGUCUCUGUUGUCACUCAUGCGGUAGCCCCGGGUCAGUCCACGACCGAGAUCGCUUCCUCAAUCACCCCUCCCCCGCCGCCGCCCGUCUAUCCCAAUGAAAUCAUUCACCUUAAGUGCUUCUACGGCUGGCAGAUGACGGUGGACGAACACAACAAGCGAGUGCUUCGUGGCGACUUGGUAGCUGCGAGCCGACUGGAUCGCAAGUGGGCCGAAUACAUGAUGGCAACGGAGGAAGCAGGCGCUCCCGGGGCGGGAGUGAGGCGAAGACGACGUCGAGCCCGCGAGGCCGAGAGAAUUUACAAUGACGACGAUGAGGAUGCCCCUUAUGGUGUGGGACCCCAGGCCCUGGGAGCUGGAAGACGACGACACACCGAAGGCGGCGGCGGCAGCGGAGGCUGCAGCGUCAUGUAGUGACUACACAUCGGCUGGUAUUGCAAUCGAGCAAUUGUCUGAGCGAUCACUCUUUGUUUUGUUACAGGUUCCGGAAACCUGUCAUAGAC
Molecule: messenger RNA, 2516 nt
Organism: Aspergillus ibericus CBS 121593
Lineage: Eukaryota; Fungi; Ascomycota; Eurotiomycetes; Eurotiales; Aspergillaceae
Product: F-box domain protein
Exons: 1
Coding region: 238-2427 (729 amino acids)
Biological process (GO): SCF-dependent proteasomal ubiquitin-dependent protein catabolic process
Cellular component (GO): SCF ubiquitin ligase complex
Molecular function (GO): protein binding
Source: RefSeq, a predicted model, not a curated record